This is a messenger RNA of Botrytis fragariae, 1404 nucleotides long. RefSeq names its product putative toxin biosynthesis cytochrome p450 protein. The record is from RefSeq and is a predicted model, not a curated record. Gene Ontology annotation, molecular function: iron ion binding; monooxygenase activity; oxidoreductase activity, acting on paired donors, with incorporation or reduction of molecular oxygen. Lineage: Eukaryota; Fungi; Ascomycota; Leotiomycetes; Helotiales; Sclerotiniaceae. Bases 1 to 1404 code for a protein of 467 amino acids. The transcript is spliced from 7 exons.
AUGUACAUCUCACCACUCCGCGUCUAUCCUGGCCCUUGGUACGCGCGGGCAUCAAUCAUUCCAUAUAUAUAUUGGCUUGCCACUGGAGAGCUUGUUCAUGCCUCACAGAGGACACAUGAAAAGUAUGGACCUACUGUGCGACUUGCCCCGAACAAACUAUCAUUCACACAAUCUCAGGCCUGGUUUGAUAUUCAUGGACAUCGCACACAAAAACGUAUGAGGUGGUUCGACAAAGAUCCAAGCGUCUAUCUUCGUCGAUACAAUGGAGUUCCUUCAAUUGUCGAUGCGGAUGAACAAGACCAUGCUAGAUUCCGUCGAUUACUCGCAAAUGCAUUCUCAGAGAAAGCUCUUCGAGACCAAGAGCCCAUACUUCAGCAAUACGUCAAUUUAUUGAUUUCUCAGCUGCAUAAAACUUUAGAUGGCCCUCAGGGGGGGGUUGUAGACUUGGCAAAAUGGAUUAAUUUUACAACUUUUGAUAUUAUCGGAGACUUGACAUUCGGCCACUCCUUUGACUGCCUGGAAUCCGGCGAAGAACAUCCGUGGAUUAGUUUGUUGCCGGGUGCCGCAAGAACGAUGACAUACUUGUUGGCCUUCAAACAUUUUCCGACCAUUGUAUACGACACCGGAUUGAUUUUGAUCAAACCAUUUCUCAGUCAACGAAGACAACAUGCUGAAUUCACAAUUGACCAAGUGAACAUUCGCCUGACUCAAGAGACUGAUAGAAAAGAUUUCAUCACACCUAUUCUCAAAGCAAAUGAUGAGAAGGGGAUGACGAACCCAGAGCUACAAAGUUCAAUUAAUCUCCUUAUCACCGCUGGUAGUGAAACGCUAGCUACACUUCUCAGUGGGGCCACUUAUUACCUGUCUUGCAACAAACCAGUUCUGAAAAAGCUCCAAGAAGAAGUCCGUUCCACAUUUAAGAGCGCCGAGGAAGUUACCAUGACAUCUUGCCAAACGCUUCCAUAUCUCCAUGCAGUUCUUGAAGAAUCCUUACGAAUCUACCCUCCAGCUUCUUUAGCCCUUGGACGAAUAGUCCCACACGGUGGAUCUGUCAUCAAUGGAAAGACGGUUCCAGCAGGGACGGGAGUAGGUAUUUCGGCAUGGGCAGCAUCGCAUUCAAAACACAAUUUUGUAGAUCCGGAUGCUUUUGUGCCUGAACGCUGGCUGGGAGAUGAGAGAUUCGAAAAGGACGACAAACAAGCCUCUCAGCCAUUUAGUGUUGGUGGAAGAAACUGUGUAGGAAAAAAUUUGGCGUACGCUGAGAUGCGCCUUAUUUUGACUCGGCUUGUCCUUGAUUUCGAUUUCGCGAUACAAGAGGGGAGUCAAUAUUGGAUUAGACAGAAGCUAUUCACAUUUUGGGAGAAGCCGCCAUUGUUGAUUAAAAUUUCACGUGCAAAAUGUUAG